CGUUGUUAGAUCGUCAGGCAGUGCGCUGGCGUAGCGCAAUAGUGUCUCAUCACAACAAGAAAUUUAAAAACUUGUAAUGAAAACGCUGAAGAGCGAAGAGACACGAUACAGCUUUAACCUGUACCUGUGAUGUGUGGACGAGGGACAUUUGUAUAUCAUUACACCUGCUUCCGUGUUCUUAUCAGUGUCAUAAUCGCGAUAUUUUAGAGACUGUUUUGAUUCAAAUUAUACAACCAGCGUUAACAGUUGUAGGCAUAGAGUAGUGUAAACUACUGGUCUGUCUCCCCCCUGAAAGGCUAGCUAACAUCAUUCGUUUUAUAAGUCGGAUGGUAGGCAAUGGCUGUUAAACAUAGCUGGGAAACUUUCUAUGCUGUCAUUUUUAAGUAACUCAGCCAGCUACAGUUCAUUAAAGUAGCCUAAAAUUAGGCACUUAGAACUUCACCCCAAUGUGCGGAACGGGUCUGUUUAUAGACACCAGCUUUACUAACAGCAUCUGACAAUGUGCAAGUGGACAGGGUUGAAGAUCGAAGAAAAAAUGGAGGAAGAUAAAGGGAAAGUUGACUCCAGAGGGACUGGAAACCGUUUCCCCAUGUCCAGAAAUGGUUUUUCAUUUGAUCCCUGGCACAGCACCCCUGUAAAGAAGCAUACAGAUGAAGUCAGCAUGGCAAGACAGACUGCACGGAGUCCUCAGGCCCCUUCUAAUCACAUAUCAUCUCUGUCCAUCAUGCAGAGCUCUAAGACUUCAGCAUGCGAGUUGGAGAUCUCUACCAUCCAAAAACAGAGGAUGGAGCUGCAGCUCCUUAUAGCAGAGCUGAAGGACCGUGACCAGGAGUUGAACACUAUGGCUGCAGCCCACCACAGGCAGCUCCAGGCCUGGGAGCAGGACCGACAGAGAGUGCUGACUUUGGAGCAGCGGUGUGCUCGCCUUGAGGACGAGCUACAGAAGCGCAACGAGGUGAUCCGAGCCAUUAGCAAGCACGUAAAGAUUGUGGAGGCGCGUGAGAAGGACAGACACAGAGAGCUCAGCACUGCCCAGCAACAGCUGAAGGAACUGAGCCAGAAACAACAGCACAGCAGCAAACAGCGACAUGACCUGGAGGAGAAGAAUCAGAGUCUGAACUCGACCAUCAUGACUCUCUCGUCCCAGGUUGGCCAGCUCCAGGUUCAUGAGGAGGAGCUCAGUUCUAUGCUGAAACUGAAGGACAAAGACCUGAUGGAAGCCACCAGUCACAUUUUGGCUUUAACCGAUCGGCUGCGGGAGUCGGACACUUUACUGAGGGUGUCUCAGACACGUGAGGGCAUAAUGUUACAGGAAACAGAGAAAUACAAACGUCGCUUCAGAGAGGCCAGACAUGAAAAUGUUAAACUGAAAGAUGAGCUUCAGGAGAAGACUAUAGAGAACAACAGUCAGAGAGAAGAGCUCAUUCGGCUUAAACAAGAGAACCAGCUGCUCAGGAAAGAAUUGGCUCUGGCAGGUGAGGGUGAAAGCUGGAAGGAUGAGUUACUUGAAUUAGCCAGAUCAAAGCAAGAGCGCACCGAGUCUGAGCUUCUCUGCCUGCGACAGGUGUGUGAGAAGCAGCUGAAUGACCUGCAGUUCUUGAAGCUCAACCUAGAGAGCACCAGAGAGGCACUGAGACUGUAUGAAGGUCAAAGGUCAUUCAAGAGUCCAGGGGAUGUGACCUGCCUGUACGUGGAAUGCCCCACACCCUCACCACAAAGUAGGAGAAGCCCUGCCCCUGUAGAGGAUGCGGCAUUAAACAGCAUCGUCAGCACCAACCAGGAGGAGUACAACUCAUCCACGAGUCGUUUGCAGCGCUUGCUGGCAGAGUCGCAACAAAUGGUGGCUAGUCUGGAACGCUCUUCUGGAAAAUCUCUGAGCCCCACCCCGAGCCCCACCUCCCACUGUAACUCUGUUUGCAGCCUCUGUGUUAACCAUAAUAAUGGCAAUAGUCACAACCACUCCCAGUCCCCCAGAAAUAGCCAGGAAGAAAGGCAGAUUGAUGAUUCUCAGAUCCAGAAUGAUCAGCAAUUCCUGAGAACCAAGGAAUGUGGCCAAUAAGUCUUUUGGUCGACAUUAAAAACACCCUGACGUAGCCUCUGACAUCACAUGGACCUCACAAUGCGCUGUGGGAAAAUAUACAUGCAGCAUUCCUUAACACUGCCAAGCCAUUUCACUGCAC
Molecule: messenger RNA, 2180 nt
Organism: Colossoma macropomum (tambaqui)
Lineage: Eukaryota; Metazoa; Chordata; Actinopteri; Characiformes; Serrasalmidae
Gene: ccdc62
Product: coiled-coil domain containing 62
Exons: 13
Coding region: 500-2059 (519 amino acids)
Source: RefSeq, a predicted model, not a curated record